Molecule: messenger RNA, 1597 nt
Organism: Impatiens glandulifera
Lineage: Eukaryota; Viridiplantae; Streptophyta; Magnoliopsida; Ericales; Balsaminaceae
Product: probable pectinesterase 53
Exons: 4
Coding region: 79-1239 (386 amino acids)
Biological process (GO): cell wall modification
Molecular function (GO): pectinesterase activity
Source: RefSeq, a predicted model, not a curated record
CAACAACACUAGUUCAUUUAUAUACUCUAAAUAAUUGGUAUAUUAUUGAAUCACCAACUUUACAAAACACUUAAUUCCAUGGCUUCAUCUAAUGAUCAUCCCUUAUUGAUCUUCAUUUUCAUUCUCAUCAUCUCUUUCACUCUAGGAUCCUCUUUCGAUCAUCAAAACGAUUUCGGAAAAUGGGUAUCUUGGAACCUCGAAAAUUAUCGAUCCAAAUCAAACAUGGUCUCAAUAAUGUCGUCGAAGUCGGAGUCUUCAAUUGUUGGCGGUGGCGGGGAAACUGCCGGUCUUGAUCCAAAGCUGGCGUGGGCAGAGGCAAAUAGGAUGAGAAUAACGGUCAGCCAAGACGGAACCGGCGAUUUCAUGACGGUCAUGGAAGCCAUUGCCAGCCUUCCAUAUUAUAAUAAGAAGAGGAGAGUCAUUAUUGAUAUUAAACCUGGAGUCUAUAGGGAAAAGAUCUACAUUCGAAAGGGCUUACAAUUCAUAACACUAAUGGGCGAUUCCGACAAUCCUCCGACCAUUACAGGUAACGACACAGCAUCCACGGUUGCCGGAAGAGACGGAAAUCCAAUGAGAACCUUUCUCAGCGCCACCGUUGCCGUUGAUGCUGAUUAUUUCAUAGCCGUUAACUUAAAAUUCGAGAACACGGCGCCGCACGUGAUAGGUUCAAAAGGAGGACAAGCGGUGGCGAUGAGAAUAUCAGGAACAAAAGCUGCGUUUUAUAAUUGCAGUUUCUACGGCAGUCAAGAUACUUUAUACGAUCAUCGUGGACUCCAUUAUUUCUCAAAUUGUUUCAUUCAAGGUUCAGUCGAUUUCAUUUUCGGCUAUGGACGUUCAUUUUACGAUCGCUGUACACUUUACUCUGUAUCGCCAAAAGCCGCUUCUCUCACGGCGCAAAAACGCUCUACCGCAUCUCUAACCUCUGGAUUCUCCUUUAAAGACUGUACGGUUACCGGAUCCGGCGCCGGAAAAGUGUAUUUGGGAAGAGCUUGGGGCGAUUUCUCUAGAGUCGUUUACUCUUUUACUUAUUUGGAUAGAAUUGUAACGCCUCAGGGUUGGAGCGAUUGGGGAAAACGCAGCCGCGAUUCGAGAGUUUAUUAUGGAGAGUAUCAAUGUAGUGGGCCGGGGUCUAAUAUGACAGGGAGAGUGACGUGGGCUCAUAUAUUAACGGAUGAAGAGGCCCAGCCUUUUCUUGAUACUUAUUUCAUUAGUGGUGAUAGUUGGAUUGUUAGCCCAUAAGUUUGGGCCCAAUAUUUUUAUUUAUUUACUGGUUUGGGCUUGUGUGUAUGUGUGUGUUUGUUUGUCUAUGGAGAGUAUCAAUGUAGUGGGCCGGGAUCUAAUAUGACAGGGAGAGUGACGUGGGCUCAUAUAUUAACGGAUGAAGAGGCCCAGCCUUUUCUUGAUACUUAUUUCAUUAGUGGUGAUAGUUGGAUUGUUAGCCCAUAAGUUUGGGCCCAAUAUUUAUAUUUAUUUACUGGUUUGGGCUUGUGUGUAUGUGUGUGUUUGUUUGUCUUUUAUUUCUAUUUGUAUGUGACUUUCUUGAAGAAAUGUAAUCAUCAUUAAAUAAUGAACAUUGUACUAUUAACCUUGUUGAUAA